This is a messenger RNA of Bombyx mori (domestic silkworm), 1650 nucleotides long. RefSeq names its product aldehyde dehydrogenase X, mitochondrial. Gene Ontology annotation, molecular function: aldehyde dehydrogenase (NAD+) activity. The transcript is spliced from 11 exons. The record is from RefSeq and is a predicted model, not a curated record. Lineage: Eukaryota; Metazoa; Arthropoda; Insecta; Lepidoptera; Bombycidae. Bases 114 to 1598 code for a protein of 494 amino acids.
AAACAUUACAAUUUACAAUGAAAAUCAAUAAAUUUCUGAAUUGAAUAAAACGAUUCAAUUUGCACAAACAUUGUUCAGUAAUAGCUGUACAGUCGAAGCAACGUGAAUUCAAAAUGGCUCAAGUUGAAAUCAAAUAUACUAAGUUGUUCAUCAACAACGAAUGGGUUGAUGCAGUUAGUAAGAAAACGUUCACGACCAUCAGUCCACAAGAUGAAACUGUAAUCACAGAAGUUGCUGAAGCAGACAAGGCAGAUGUUGAUACAGCUGUUGCAGCAGCAAAAAAAGCAUUUCAUAGAUACUCCCAAUGGCGCACAAUGAACGCAUCCCAAAGAGGUCGCCUCCUCCUCAAACUGGCCGACAUCAUAGAAAGAGACGCCAAUUAUCUGGCUGAACUUGAAACUUUGGACUGUGGGAAGCCAGUGAAACAAGCACGGCUGGAAGUGUUUUGGUCAUCGGGCAUACUAAGAUAUUAUGCUGGGAAAGCUGAUAAAAUCUUGGGAAAUACAAUUCCUGCAGACGGGGAUGUCCUUACGUUCACAUUGAAAGAGCCCGUCGGAGUUUGUGGCCAAAUUUUACCUUGGAAUUAUCCAAUUCCUAUGCUAAUUUGGAAGAUUUCUCCCGCUUUGGCUGCCGGAUGUACGGUAGUAGUGAAACCCGCUGAACAGACACCAUUGACAGCUCUCGCUAUAGCUGCUUUAACCAGAGAAGCAGGUUUCCCAGACGGCGUGAUCAAUGUGGUACCAGGGUUUGGACCAACAGCCGGUUCGGCGUUAACCUGCCAUCCCGACGUAGACAAGAUUGCUUUUACGGGAUCUACUGAGGUUGGUCACAUCGUCAUGACUUCAGCAUCAGCUGUAAACUUGAAAAGAGUAACACUUGAGCUCGGUGGUAAAAGUCCACUAGUUAUCUUCAACGAUGCAGACGUGGAAAAAGCAGCAGAAAUAGCUCACAAAGCGGCAUUCGCCAAUGCUGGGCAGUGCUGCAUUGCCGCCACGCGAACAUUUGUUCAGUCUGGCAUAUACGACAAAUUUGUUUCAAAAGCAAGCGAACUUGCUAAAAACAGGACCGUUGGUAAUCCUUUCGAUGAUAUCCAACAAGGCCCACAGAUCGACAAAGAAAUGUUGGAGAAAAUUUUGAAAUUUAUAGAAGCUGGAAAAAAAGGGGGAGCGAAAUGCGUUGCAGGUGGCGAGCGUUUAGGAAAGAUCGGUUAUUUCAUUCAGCCUACAGUUUUUGCAGACGUACUAGAUGACAUGAAAAUUGCUAAAGAAGAGAUAUUUGGUCCAGUUCAAAGUAUUUUAAAGUUCGAAACGUUUGAAGAGGUAGUGGACAGAGCUAACGAUUCAAAUUAUGGAUUAGGGGCUGGUGUUAUUACGAACGACAUUAACAUCGCGUUAGCUUUCGUGAAGCAUGUCCGUGCUGGUUCAACGUGGGUAAACACAUAUGAACACAUCACACCUCAAACUCCGUUCGGAGGCUUCAAGGAAUCAGGGAUUGGACGGGAAUUAGGAGAAGAAGGUAUAUUGCAAUAUGUAGAAAACAAAACCGUGACGAUUAACCUCCCGAAGCAGUGUUUGGUUCGGUCUGGUUUGAGUUGCUAAAAGUCCAGAGACUUUUUCAAUUCUCAACAAAAUAAAUUAUUCCUUUUUACAA